UGCGACGGAGCGCAGAGCCGCCUGUACGGUACGGAGGUCGCGGAACGAGGGCUAGAAAGCGGCUACCGUGUGGCCGGGAGGGUGCGCCCGGAGCAAGCUGGCCCAGUGGGAUGGAACCAGGGCAGUCGGCGGAGCACCGAGGAACGCGAGGGUCCCGCAAUAGAGCGCCCCCACGCAUAAGUCUUCAGAUGCUCUGACCUUUGACCCCUGCCGAGUCUUCUAAGCAGCCACAAAAUGAACACGUCCCCAGGCACUGUGGGCAGUGACCCAGUCAUCUUGGCUACUGCGGGCUAUGACCACACCGUGCGGUUUUGGCAGGCCCAUAGUGGGAUCUGCACCCGAACGGUGCAGCACCAGGACUCUCAGGUGAAUGCCCUGGAGAUCACACCUGACCGAAGCAUGAUUGCUGCUGCAGGUUACCAGCACAUCCGUAUGUAUGAUCUCAACUCCAAUAACCCCAACCCCAUCAUCAGCUAUGACGGGGUCAAUAAGAACAUCGCGUCUGUGGGCUUCCAUGAGGAUGGCCGCUGGAUGUACACGGGUGGGGAGGACUGCACUGCCCGGAUCUGGGACCUCAGGUCCCGCAACCUGCAGUGUCAGCGGAUCUUCCAGGUGAAUGCACCCAUUAACUGUGUAUGCCUGCACCCCAACCAGGCAGAGCUCAUUGUGGGUGACCAGAGCGGUGCUAUCCACAUCUGGGACUUAAAAACUGACCACAAUGAGCAGCUGAUCCCUGAGCCCGAGGUCUCUAUCACAUCUGCCCACAUUGACCCAGAUGCAAGCUACAUGGCAGCUGUCAAUAGCACUGGGAACUGCUAUGUCUGGAAUCUGACAGGGGGCAUUGGCGAUGAGGUGACACAGCUCAUUCCCAAAACCAAGAUACCAGCACACACCCGCUACGCCCUGCAGUGCCGCUUCAGCCCAGAUUCCACGCUCCUCGCCACCUGCUCGGCUGACCAGACGUGUAAGAUUUGGAGGACGUCCAACUUCUCCCUGAUGACGGAGCUGAGCAUCAAGAGCAGCAACCCUGGCGAGUCAUCCCGAGGCUGGAUGUGGGGCUGUGCCUUCUCAGGGGACUCCCAGUACAUUGUCACAGCUUCCUCUGACAACCUGGCCCGGCUCUGGUGCGUAGAGACAGGAGAGAUCAAGAGAGAAUACGGCGGACACCAGAAAGCCGUGGUCUGCUUGGCCUUCAAUGACAGUGUGUUGGGUUAGCCCGUGCCCCCUUGCAGGCAGCCAUCAGGCGGCACUGGUUAGAUGUCACUGUUCAGCUGUCCAGUCAGAGAGAACCCCCACAGGGUAGCCUCUGCUAGCCUAGGACAUAACUGAUCUACCCUGGCCACCUUGGCCAGCCUAGAUGGGCCAGGCUGGUCUCCCCUGGGGGCUCUUUUAGCCCCCCGUUUCUUAUCUGGAUGUGACAGGGCUCAGGACGCUGAUACAAGCCAGCCUGACUGCUGCUCACCCCCAAGCCAGUGCUUUUCCCCCUCCCUGCCAGUGACAUGUCCCAAGGCCACAGAGAACACCAUCAUGGCCAGGUGGAGGGGUUUAUUAGCCCCCGCUGGUGGCUGAUUUUCAUGGUACUGAUGACAGGGCCAGCCAGCUGGCUGGGUUGUGGGGUUGGGCAGGCUGGGGGUUCAGUCUGGGAGAUAAUAAAAGCAGACUGACACGCAGAUGUUGCUUGGGAAGCAGAUGUCGAUGCAUAGGUAGAUCAGCCGCUGCCUCCGGGGCCCUGGAGGGGAGGGGCCUCUGUGAACCCCAAAGAGAUCCUCUCCCUCUCCCAGACUGUCCUUGGGAGUCCAGGCCUCUCCCCAUAGCCCCCACGACUCACCCUCUGCUCGACGGGCCCAGUAAAUGGGGAUCUUUGUGCAAAAGUGCCGCACUGAAUCCCCCACCUGGGAAGGGUCCACCUCACGGCUCCCAAGUACUGCCAGCAGCUCCUGCGCAUAGUGGGUAUCCUGGCUGGGGCUGUGAGACCCCUGGGCCUGCAGAGAAGGUUCUGGUGGGCCAUGGGCCAGGGGUUCUUGCACUGCUUUUGGCAGGGCCAUUGAAUCCCUGGACAUGCCAGCCCCACCCUCAGCUCUUGUCAGCAGCCUCAGCAAAGGGAAGAUAGAGCUUCUGUUCCAAUGAAACCAGAGCCCCAGCCCACCCCGAGCCCAGGCUGUACACAGGACCCUUUGUCUGGCCCUUGGCCCAGGAAGCCUGACUGUGCGAGUACGGAGGCCGCUCACCCUUGAGGUGUUCACCAGAAGCUGCAAGGUUUUGCGAUCUCUGGGCUCCAUCAGAUGGAGGAAGCAGGCCCGGUGCUCCGCAGGGCGGUAACAGACAUAGCCCUGGGGACGCAGGCAGGUAAGGCAAGUCUACCUGAACACCUUUUGGCAGCAACCCCCCUCUCCCCACCGGCCAACUCACGCUCUGCCCAUCGAACAGCACCACCCAGCUGUGGUUGCUCUGAGCCGGGGUUACCCUGAUGGUUGCCACAUUCCGGGUCUCGUCCACCUGAGCAGUUUGGUUGAACUCGUACACCCUGGGGCUUGGGAGGGUCAGAUGGAGCAUCUGCAGUAGUGGCUGAGUGAGAAGCCAGAGCUCAGCUGGGCAUGCUGGAGCAGCUCUCGACCCUUUUCCUAACCCUGCUUCUUUAAGGCUUCUGACCCCUCCACUCUUUUGUCCUCUCCCUAUAAGCUCAGCUCUGAGCCCUGGCUUCACUGGAGGACUGGAUGUGCUGGCCUCUCCUCCCUCUUCCUAAUAUCUAUACCCCUUCCCCUGCUUGGGUCCUGAGCAGGCUCACCUUG
Messenger RNA from Molossus molossus (Pallas's mastiff bat), 2789 nucleotides. It is a transcript of the gene MLST8, whose product is annotated as MTOR associated protein, LST8 homolog. Gene Ontology annotation, biological process: TOR signaling; regulation of actin cytoskeleton organization. The coding region runs from base 235 to 1215 and encodes 326 amino acids. NCBI's taxonomy places the organism in Eukaryota, Metazoa, Chordata, Mammalia, Chiroptera, Molossidae. The record is from RefSeq and is a predicted model, not a curated record. The transcript has 10 exons. Gene Ontology annotation, cellular component: TORC2 complex; TORC1 complex. Gene Ontology annotation, molecular function: protein binding.